AUGAUGGCGGACAAGAGUGAGGUUGAGGGAGGGGUAAAUGUGAAAGUUCAACCAAGUCCGUCAAUCCCCUCCGGCAACGACAAUGUUUGGGCGGAUGUUUCGUCUCUCCUCCAGCACGCUUGUGAUGAUCUUCGAAAUGAUGAGCUCAUAACUGGGGAGAAUUUUAAUCUCUUCUCGGCCAUGUCUGCUUUAGAGAUAAUGGACCCAAAGAUGGAUUCAGGUAUUGUUACCACUUAUUACUCUGUUGAGGAAGCCAUUGAUAAUGGUGCUGCUCCUGUUCCAUUGAGCUUCGAUAGAACAGUAGAUACUCAACGCGUUAUUGAUGUAAUGGAUCAUCUGCUAGCUUGUGAGGCGACAUGGCAUAAAGGAGGGUCAUUAGCUCAAACAGUUUUUUCUUGCGUUUACCUUUUGAAGCCUGAUAGAACAUCAUCUCAUGCUCUGCUACAUUGUUUCUGCCAAGUUAUUCGUGCGACUUGCAAUGCCGUUCUUUCAGUUGUUGCAGAUACACGCGCAAAUGAAGAAGAAGAUCUUUUCGUUAUGGCUUAUGGUCUACCACUAAAGAUUGAUGGAGAUGAAAAAUGCUUGUCGAUACUACAUGCUGUGGAAGAAACAGUUUCUAGGAAACUAAAGGCUUGUAAAGCACCAUUGUCUGGAAAGAGAGUUGUAGAAGAUGUGGAACCACUACAAUCUAAUCUGAAGUGUGAAGAAGGAUUUUGUAAAGCCAUAUUAUGCCGCUUACGCUUUCGUAAGCACUUUUACCAUGCGUUGACGUGCAUGAGGAAACCUCAAGGCAAAGGCUUAGAGCUUGCUAAGAAACAUAUUAACUCCUGCCUAACUGAGCUUGAUGAGAUGCUUAAAUCAGAAGAAUUUCUGAGGAAAACAUAUGCAUCUGAAACUUUAGAGGAUGAAAUAGAAGAUAAAACAACUGCUUCUGGCUGUCAACCUGUUGGCUUUGAUCCUACGUUAAACAGUAGGUCAGCAGCACCAACUCCACCUCGCUCAAUUAAACUACUGAGCUGGAAAAAGGCAGUUCAUUAUUUCAAGAAGCUACUUCACGAUCUAGAAAUUGUAUGCUCAUACUCUUUGGACACUGUCCUUGAAGGUGCUUUGCGCUCUUUGGUUGACUUUCAGAAGUUUCAACCAGAUCUGGUCGCUAGAGCUUAUGUCCAGUUGCUACUGGUACAAGAUGGGAAACUUUAUGGACGUGAAUCCAUGUUUGGUGUUGUUUGCAAAGCUGCUCUACUAUCUGAUGGAGCAAAGAAUCACGACAUACAGAAGAACGAAACUGUUUCACAGCUGGGGCAGUUGUUAAUGAGUUUGCUUAAACUCCUUUGUGCUAAUACUGCAUGGCAACGACGUAAACUUGGGAAGAUCUUGCAGGAUUGGCGAAUAAUAUAUGUACAGCUGGAGUUGGCUUUUAGGAAUGAGUUUGGGGAUUCUACAAGCACUUCCAUUGAUCAG
Molecule: messenger RNA, 1461 nt
Organism: Striga hermonthica
Lineage: Eukaryota; Viridiplantae; Streptophyta; Magnoliopsida; Lamiales; Orobanchaceae
Source: the annotation of a GenBank genome assembly